Ostrea edulis (European flat oyster) is the source of this 4556-nucleotide messenger RNA. Its product is annotated as kelch-like protein 3. The transcript is spliced from 4 exons. The coding region runs from base 49 to 2142 and encodes 697 amino acids. Gene Ontology annotation, molecular function: protein binding. NCBI's taxonomy places the organism in Eukaryota, Metazoa, Mollusca, Bivalvia, Ostreida, Ostreidae. The record is from RefSeq and is a predicted model, not a curated record.
UCUAAGGAAAGCGACGAAAGUAGACCUUCCGUUUUUCGCGUUUGGCCAAUGUUUCCCGCAAUUCACGGACUGGAAUGGAAAACGUGCAGAAUUUUCGAUGAUAUAGUAUUCGUGGACAGAUUAGACAACAUGGAGAACCCGUUUCCCCGGACCAUGGGAAAUCGCUCUGUGCAUGCUAUGUCCCUUCAGCUACACCUUCACGAUCAGAUGCAGUCCAACUCGGACCUCUGCGAUGUGGUUCUUGUUGUCGACCAAGUGGAAAUUCGAGCUCACUGGAGCGUCCUGGUAAUGUGCCCUUACUUCCAGUCUCUUUAUGACAGUGGACUGAAAGAAAAGAUUUCAGGAAAGAUUCAUCUUCAUAUUGGCAAAGUUCCAGCAGUGAGAUCAGCGAUCUCAUUCCUUUACACUGGGGUAGCCGAGAUAUCAUACGAGACUGUCAAGGACAUCCUGGAAGUGGCAGACUAUUUCCAAAUUGCAGAAUUAAAAUCAUGCUGUCAAAAUUACCUGGAAAGUGUUACCAUGACAGUUGAAAACUGUGUCCAGAUGUGUUUACUGUGUAGCCUGUAUAAUCUGGAAUUUUACAACAAAGUUUUUGAGUUCCUCAGAGGGCACUUGCCAGACAUCAUGCAACAGGAGGAUGCUCUGACCUUGACCUCCGAGUCAGUGAUGUCACUGCUGACAGAUGUGACCUUGUCUUAUGUGGAACAAAAACAGUUUUACGAGUUCAUUAUCAAAUGGGUGGAAUUUGACCUCAAAAACAGAGAGGUGUUCUUCCCAGAUUUGUUUUGUUCCUUGGACUUAAAGAGAAUUCCCAGGGACGUCUUGGAGAAGGAGAUUGAGAAUUACCCUCUAGUGAAGAAGGAGGAGAGCUGCCAAGUGCAUGUCUUAAAUGUCAAGAUGAAAUACAUUACAGGACUGAUCAAGGAAGAUGACGGAGUGAGAGAGGCCAUCUUGGUUGCUGGAGGUUGCAGUCAGGUGAUGUUUGAGAGCAUCUUCCAUGUGUAUCCAUUCAGAGAGUCUCUUGCCGUCAACAGUGUGCUGGGAUAUAUUUUGGCGGAAGAUAGGUGGAUUGAACUGGCUCCACUUCCUUAUCAAAUGAGACAGGCCAUCAUGACCUUUUGUCCAAAGAAGAAUUGCCUAUACAUUUACGAUAAUGGUCAUCUAACUUUCUCAUCCAAGGUGUACAUAUACAAGUUUGAUUUGAAGGAAUCAAAAUGGAGUAGUUUCCUUUUUGAACUUCCAGAAAACCACAUCAGUGGCAAUCUCCACACCAUUCUAGCUUGUGCAGGAAAGUUGUAUGCUAUCGUGUCGUGCCACGUCAUUCAGAAGUGUGGACAGAUAGUACAACAGUGGAGCACCUUUCUGAUGGAAGUGAAAGAGGACGUCUCCAAAUGUGACAUUAAGCAGUAUCUGUUUCAGCGAAAUGAAAACACUAAUGUGAUGGCAUGCACAAUGCAAGACAGAAAGAUAUGUAUAUUGGCAAACAAAGUCGGAGUCAAUCCCAAAAGGAGGGGAAAGUCAAUCAAAUUUUUUGUGUAUGAUACCGUUACGAACAGAAAGUAUGACCACACCAAAGGUGCAUUCUGGGAUACCUUAAUGAUUCCUGUGGGAGAUGAGGUAGUUGUGACAAGGAUGGGGAAGUUUUCGUGUAUGAAAUACUCGUUCACCACUCGCAAGUGGAGGCACAUCAAAGAGCAGUUUCUGCCUUUCCCAACGCACCCGUUUGAAAGCACAGAGUACAGUACAAUUUCUGAUGGCAACAACUUUUAUGUGUUUGGUGGCAAAGGCUUUAAAAGUCUGGAAUCCUCAUCCGCAACAAUGUGUUAUAACUUUAUUGAGAAAGAAUGGAAGACUCUUCAAGAACUUCCUCAACCACUACGACAAAGUGCCACAUGUCUGGUCCAGUUACCUAGCAAGCUCUCCAAAUGCCAUAUCAAGUGUCCCCACUGCAUCUUCUCUCCCUCUCGAAGCAGGGCCACAUACGACAUCCACGAUCAUGAAAGGGAUGACGACGACGAUGAUGAUGAAUUCGACGACUACAGUGGAUACACUUAUGAGGAUGAUUAUGCCUCUGCUGGACUGUGGAGUGAUGAUAUUCCAGAUGAUCUUGAUGAUGAAGAUGAUGAUUAUUGGUUGUACUGAAUUUUCAUGACCUAGUUUUGAAUGUUGUCAACCUUUUUAAAUCCACUUGUUAAGAAAAGAAAUCUGUGUCAAGUCCUGUUUCAUUUGCAUGUAAAUAUUGAGUUAUUUCUAAUUAUUCGUUCAGACAGUGAAAAAUGUAUAGUUCAAUGCAGAAUUGCAAAAUGUUAUCUUGGUUUAGUUUUAGCAGAAGGUGCUACUUGUGUAGAAGUAUUACAAAGUUAUAUCAGUUUAGUUUUAGCAAAAGGUGCUUCUUGUGUAGAAGUAUUAAAAAUUUAUCUCAGUUUAAUUUUUGCAGAAGGUGCUGCCUGUGUAGAUUAUUUCACAUGAAUGUCACAAAGUUUUAAUGCUCCUGAAGACAUAAUUUUUAACCUUGCCAGUUGUGUUUGAACGUUUACCUCAGACUCUGAUGAUCAGGUAUAUUGUUUAAUCUUCAUUUUCUACAGGAACAUUUUUCAGAUGUGCAAAAAUUUCAGAAUUGUAAAUUUUUCAGACAAAUUGUGAGUGUGAUAUUGGCACCAAGCAUUUUUCAUUUUUUACCAUCGGUGUUGAGGUGCAAGGAAUGGGUAAUGAAAGAUUUCUCAUUUGAAUGAAUAUCGAUGAAUAUAACAAAUACUUAUUUACAACUGUAGCAGCCAGACGGGGCAUGAUUUGCUUGAUAAGGUCAGCUGUGUCGCUUUAGGAGACCUAUUGCAAUCCAAUUUUGUCCAUCGUCGUGCUUUAACAUUUUAACUUGUUUUCUGAUAGUAUUGGACCAAUUUUCACCAAAAGUUUCUUUCAUGAUCAAAUCAUUUUGUAAUGAUUUGAGAAACUCUUUUGAGAUUUUGUGGCCUAAUACUAUGGUCUAUCAGUAAUGAGUUACUGUUAAAAAGUUCAAAACACAUGUAUGGGCCCUAAUUAUGUUCCCCAAACAAAGUAACGAAAAAGCAAAAAAUCAACUUCACUGAUGAUUAUGAAAACCAAAGUCCUUCAGUUCUUUGGGUUUGAAAGCAUCAACAUUAUUUAUCUCUUCUUAGAUAAGUUUUUUAGUAACCGGAUACUCAGAUGACUGACUUGUACGGCACUAGUAAGUGUAUUCAUAUGAUUAGAUGAGUCAUAUCUUAGUGUACAUGUAUUUUGUUAACAUUGAUCUUGACAGUAGUAGUUUUGUACAAUGUACAUAUAUUUUCAGGUUAUAGUUUAGAAAAUAUUGAGAACUAGUUCAAUCAUUCGUCAUGGUUAAGUGUCGGUAGCACUGUGUUUACUACAUGUAGAGACUAUUGAGAGCUAGUUCAAUCAUUCGUCAUGGUUAAGUGUUGGUAGCACUGUGUUUACUACAUGUAUAUACAUUUCAUUCAUACAAAGACCAAAACUUUUGUUGGAAAAUGUUAUUGUUGUAAGGAAACAAAUUUGCACCCAUUUUUUUUUGUGCAGUGAUGGUAACAAGUAUUUGUAUUGUUGUAGACCAGUCAUUAGUCUGGUCAGCCAUUCAGUAGUCAGACCUCGGUUACAUGUACUGUUGUAGACCGGACAUUAGUCUGGUCAGCCAUUCAGUAGUCAGACCACGGUUACAUGUACUGUUGUAGACCGGACAUUAGUCUGGUCAGCCAUUCAGUAGUCAGACCACAGUUACAUGUACUGUUGUAGACCGGACAUUAGUCUGGUCAGCCAUUCAGUAGUCAGACCUCGGUUACAUGUACUGUUGUAGACCGGUCAUUAGUCUGGUCAGCCAUUCAGUAGUCAGACCACGGUUACAUGUACUGUUGUAGACCGGUCAUUAGUCUGGUCAGCCAUUCAGUAGUCAGACCACGGUUACAUGUACUGUUGUAGACCGGUCAUUAGUCUGGUCAGCCAUUCAGUAGUCAGACCACGGUUACAUGUACUGUUGUAGACUGGACAUUAGUCUGGUCAGCCAUUCAGUAGUCAGACCACGGUUACAUGUACUGUUGUAGACCGGACAUUAGUCUGGUCAGCCAUUCAUUCAGUAGUCAGACCACGGUUACAUGUACUGUUGUAGACCGGUCAUUAGGCUGGUCAGCCAUUCAGUAGUCAGACCACGGUUACAUGUACUGUUGUAGACCGGACAUUAGUCUGGUCAGCCAUUCAGUAGUCAGACCACAGUUACAUGUACUGUUGUAGACCGGACAUUAGUCUGGUCAGCCAUUCGGUAGUCAGACCACGGUUACAUGUACUGUUGUAGACCGGACAUUAGUCUGGUCAGCCAUUCGGUAGUCAGACCACGGUUACAUGUACUGUUGUAGACCGGACAUUAGUCUGGUCAGCCAUUCAGUAGUCAGACCACGGUUACAUGUACUGUUGUAGACCGGACAUUAGUCUGGUCAGCCAUUCAGUAGUCAGACCACGGUUACAUGUACUAUAUUUGAUGAUUGAACUUGCUAUGUGUCAUUUUUUAAAAUAAAAUAGUUACUGUAGCCUGA